CCCCCAUCUCCGACAUCUCAUCACAAAAAAAAAAAAAAGAAAGAAAGAAAUGGAAACCGUUCGCGCCGCCUUCGCCGACCGCGCUCGGCCGCUCCUCUCGUACGGGAUUCCCUUCCCCGCCGCGGUGGCUCAUCACGUGCGCGAAACCUUCCAUGCGGCGCGCGUCUACGUGAUUUGCUCGGGGUCGCUGGCCCGCAGCACCGACGUGCUCGAUCGCCUGCGCCAGGCCCUGGGCCAGAACACCCUCGUCGGCGUCCGAGUCGGCAUGCAGAGCCACACGCUGUGGUCCGAGGUACUGGAGAUCGUGCACGACGUGCGCCGCGUCGACGCCGAUCUGCUGGUCACCGUGGGCGGCGGCAGUUUGACCGACGGGGCCAAGGUCAUUGCUCUGGCCCUGGCGAAUUCCGUCUCCACCACGUCCGACCUCUCCACGCUCUCCGAGGGCCCCGACCAGCGCGCCGAUAUCCACGCGCCCCGGAUCCCCAUCGUCUCCGUGCCGACGUCGCUGUCGGCCGGCGAGUACUCGAACUUCGCCGGCGCCACGGACGACGCCUCGCGGCGGAAGCACUCGUUCCAGUCGCCGCUAAAGGGCCCCGAGCUGGUCGUCCUGGACCCGCAGCUGACCGUCACCACGCCGGAGCGCAUCUGGCUGAGCAGCGGCGUGCGCGCCGUCGACCACUGCGUCGAGACCUACGUGGCCGUGUCGUCCUCGACCAACGAGAAGACUGACGCCCUGGCCCUCCAUGCCCUGGGCCUGCUGGUCCCCUCGCUGUUGCGCUGCAAACAUGACCCCCAGGAUCUGGAGGCGCGGUUGAUGGCCCAGUUGGGUUCGGUCGAUGCUAUGGCGGCUUGUACGAGUGGCAAGGCGGUGCAGUUGGGCGCAAGUCAUGGGAUUGGACAUCAGCUCGGUCCCCUGGGCGUCGCUCACGGCGAAACAAGCUGUAUCCUCUUGCCAGCCGUGUGCAAGUACAACGCCACCCACAAUGCCAACAAUGAGCGGCAAGACCGCUUACGGCGCUUCCUGGUCGACGAUCCGACGGUGGCAGAAUCCCUGAAGAACCACGGUGUCGAUGGCCAGCGGGCCGAUUUGGCCGACGUGUUGGAUGUAGUGAUCCGCGAGCUGGGGAUGCCGCGCUCGUUGAAGGCCGUGGGAGUCGGACCGGAUCAGCUGGAUGCGCUGGCAGCCAACAGUCUGCAUGAUCGCUGGUGUCAGACGAACCCAGUCCCACUGAAGGAAAAGGAGCAGGUGCUGGACAUCUUGAACUUGGUGGUGGCAUAAUCAAAGGAGGGGGAUAGUAAUGAUGAUAUCCAGAGCAGCAGUGCAUGCAGAUAAUGAGGU
This is a messenger RNA of Aspergillus steynii IBT 23096, 1339 nucleotides long. Its product is annotated as iron-containing alcohol dehydrogenase. Gene Ontology annotation, molecular function: alcohol dehydrogenase (NAD+) activity; metal ion binding. NCBI's taxonomy places the organism in Eukaryota, Fungi, Ascomycota, Eurotiomycetes, Eurotiales, Aspergillaceae. The record is from RefSeq and is a predicted model, not a curated record. Gene Ontology annotation, cellular component: mitochondrion. The transcript is spliced from 3 exons. Bases 50 to 1279 code for a protein of 409 amino acids.